Messenger RNA from Pogoniulus pusillus (Red-fronted tinkerbird), 4978 nucleotides. It is a transcript of the gene TPRN, whose product is annotated as taperin. The coding region runs from base 1 to 2505 and encodes 834 amino acids. Lineage: Eukaryota; Metazoa; Chordata; Aves; Piciformes; Lybiidae. Gene Ontology annotation, molecular function: phosphatase binding. The transcript is spliced from 4 exons. The record is from RefSeq and is a predicted model, not a curated record.
AUGAGCAGCGCGGAGCCGCCGCUCGGGGCCGGGCCGCGGGCGCAGCCCGCCUGGAAGCGGGAAAUCCUGGAGCGGAAGCGGGCCAAGCUGGCCGGGCUGGCCGGCGGCGGCGAGCCGGAGCCGCCGGCAGGGGAGCGGCUGGUGGUGGCGGAGAGCCUGGGCCCGCUCCGCGAGAACCCCUUCAUGCGGCUGGAGAGCGAGCGGCGGCGGCUGCUGCGGCAGGGGCUGCCCGGACACGGCCCCGGGGCGGCGCGGCCGCUGCAGCAGCUGCUGGAGCUGUACAGCGCCGUGCCCGGCAUCCGCACCAUCCGCGCCGACAACAUCCUCAUCAUCGAGUCCCAGCCCGACGCUGCCGCCUGUUUCGCCGAUGGGGACGCGCUGCCCGGCCGCCGCAAGGACCGGGACCCGGCCGCCACCUCGCCGCCGCGGGGGCCCGACCCGCUGCAGCAGCUGCUGGCCCGCCGGGGCGCUGCCCUCGCCGAGAUCCGCGCUGACCAGGUGGUCAUCUACGAGACGGCCGAAGCGCCCGAGGCGGCCGAGCCGGGUACCGUCAGCCGCCUCUUGGAAAAGUUCGGGCAGCGGCCGCGGGGCCGCCGCCGCCGCGUUGGGGAGGCGCUGACCGGGCCCGGGCCCGGCGCCGUUUCAGGCGGGGUGGCUGCACCUCCUCCGCAGGUGGGAACAGCCUCCCCUCGGGCCGCGCCGCCCCCUCCGCAGGUGAGACCCGGUUCCCCCCGGGCCUCUUCCCCGAAGGCGCGACCGGGAUCUCCGCAUCCGCUGCCGGCAUCUCCCCGGGCUGCCACACCCCCGCCCGUGCCGGCCACCCCCCAGCCCACGGUCCCGCAGACGGCUUCUCCUCGGGCCGUCACCCCAAAGCCUACGGCCCCUGCUCCUCCCCGGGCUGUCACCCCCCAGCCCGCGGCCCCUGCUCCUCCCCGGGCUGUCACCUCGCAGCCUACGGCCCCGGCGCCUCCCCGGGCUGUCACCCCCCAGCCCUCGGCCCCUGCGCCUCCCCGGGCUGUCGCCCCGCAGCCCCCUGCCCCAGCAGCUCCCCGGGCUGCAGUCCCCGCGGUGGUGCCAGCCACUCCCAGGGCCGCAGCCUCCCAGGCCAACUGCUUUCUUCACAAGAUCGGCUCCAACUCCUUCACAGUCACCCCCCGGGGGCUGCCCCCUGGCAGCCGCAUUCCCGAGCCCGGCGCUGUCCCCGCCGGCCGUCCCACGCUGCCCAAGGGGCCACCAGUGCCAUCCGCCAGCGCUCCCCAUGCCAGAGCCAACGCCAGGAGGCCAAAGCCAGAGGAGGCUGAAGCGGCCGUGUCGCCCCCGCCCAGUGCCAGUCUGGCCCCCAGUGCCACCAGCGCCACCCAGCCACUCUCCGCCUCUGCGCCCCGGGCCGGGGGCUCCUUCGAAAUCCACCCGGCCCCCAAGCCCGACUUGGCUGCCAUCCCAGCCCAUGACCUGCAGGCCCAGGCCCUGGCCAAGCUGCGUCUGAAUUCACGCAAUACCUUCCUCUUCGUGCCCCGCCGGGAGGGCCGCCCAGCGCUGCCCACCGCCCAGAGCGCCAGGCCGGGACCACCGGCACCGUCCUCGGAGGAGAAGGCACUGAAGGAGCCCCCAAGGGCUUCCGCCCCGGAGCAGGAAGAGUCUGUCGCUUCCUCACCGGCGCCGCUGGAGCCCUUGGUACCAGUGACUUACAUCGAUGACAUUGUGGAGCUGGACGGCGGAGAGCUUUCUCCCAGGGCCGGCUCUGCUGCGAGGACAGGGAGCUUGGCAGAGCAGCCUGGAGGAGCUGGCCCUGACUUGGAGAUGGAGUUUUCCUCCGUGCCCCUCUACAGACCACACUCAGCCCCCCGCCAGAGGGGAGGCAGCACCUUCACUGUCGUGCCCAAAAGGAAGCCCAUUGCUUCGGGGCUGCAGGCUCUCACUGAUGCCAGCAGAAGGCUGCAGCGGGAGGAAGAGGAGGAGGAGGAGGAGAGCAAAGUAAAAGGCAAAGCUGUGGAGAGCUCUGAUGUUCCCCAAGCAGGGAUGUCCCAUAAAAAGCGCUACCCCACGGUGAAUGAGAUCGAAGUGAUUGGGGGGUACCUGUCCCUGGAGAGGUCCUGCAUGAGCAAGAGAGGCUCGCGCCGCAAGAAGAUGAAGAUCUCCUUCAAUGAGACAAGCCUGCAGACUAUGUUUGAGUACCCAUCAGAGAGCUCGCUGGCAGAAGAGGACGAGGAGGAAGAGGAAGGACACAUUUCUGAAGCAGAGGAGGACAAAGCUUGCACCUUUCACAUUCCACGCCCAAACAGCACUUUGCAUCCCUCUACUCCUAACUCAGCAGAUUUAUCCAGCUACACCCCAAAGCACUCCGUGAAGUUCAGCGAGUGGCAGGAGCAGAAGUACGAGGAGAUGCCUGCUGCAGAGGGACCCCUCCUAAAGGAAGCUGAUGCCCAUGGGAACCAAGUCAUGCUCACCCCUGCGGAGAAGGGCAAGCUCUCGGAUUUCAGCAGCGAGCCUGCUCUCUAUUUUUGAUGGCUUCAUCUUGCAGCCUGCAGCAGCGGCUGCUGGACGCCCCCUGCCAGUGCACCUUCCCGGUGCCCAUGCAAGCCCCGCGGGAACAGCUCCCGGGUCCCUCCCUCCCCGCAGUUUUCGUUGGAUCUCGAUGCCAAUGGUGGACUAGAUGCUGCUGGGCAUCUCUGGAGAAUAUUUGCACUGGAUCCUGGGACCUAACUACUACUUCUGAGGCAUAAUGAUUUAUUCUACCUGUGGCCUUGCAUAUUCCUUGUUCAAGAUCAGCCACUGAUAGUGUCUUAAGGGCAGAGCUGUAAUCCCAGGAUGGAUGUAGGUCCCCUCAGUGCUUAUCUGAGUCCACUCCUUCAGGCUUUCUGCGGGGUCUGGAUGGUGUUUGGGACCCUUCCCGCAGCAAAGGCCUCACUGAGGAAUGGUUCUGGAGCUGCAGCACUGGGAGUGCCUGGGCAGUGAGCUGCUGGGAUUUGGGGGGCAGUCUGGAAAUCCCUAAAAGGUUCAUGGCUUGUUCUUGGUUUGGUUUUGGGUUUGUAGUCUCACUGAACCACCAUGGAACUCAUGUGCCAGUCAUGUUCCCAUGAAGGAAGGAAGCUGAAGACACCAUCUGAGGGAUGGGAGGUGGGAAGGGGAAUUAAAAGCCUUUAGCUUUAGGUGUCAUUUUUGCACUGCUCCUCCAAAGCACAGGAGGGCAACUCCACUCCUUUCUUCUGCAGAACUUGAACAAGGAAUAUGGUUUUUGUUUUUCUAGGGGUUUUAUAGUUCUACUGUAAUUGUUUAAUGCAGCCAAUAUGCAAAGGAAUCUGCUAGACUCUUCCAUUUCAGUUUUCUACUACUGUAAACUCAGGGUCAAAAUUGCACUCUGGAGAAGACAGAACACUGCUGCUAACGUGGUUUGUACUGCUGGGAUUAAAGGAGAUGCAGCUGGAAUAGAUGUGGCCUCUCUGGGCUUUAUGAGUGGUACCCCAGCACAUGGCACUAUCCAGAGGAACAGGCUGGCAUCUUGGAUUGCCUUCAUUGGUUUGGCUGUUGUAGAUGGAUGGUGAAUGUCUGCUCAAGGUGAUGCUGGUCUGGGAGCUAAUGCUCUGCACGCCUUGCACUUCUCUUGGUGUGUGUUGUAGCAGCAGGAGGAAGGUUGUUCUGCUAGCAGUCAGGACUACAUGUGAGGACUUACCUGCUUCUAGCUGUGCCCUGGGUGCCUAAAUAUUCCUGGAAAGAUAAUGCAAAACAAAAGAAAAAGAGGCAUGAGAUGUUCAGCAGUUUGUUAGGUCUUGGCUGGAGGGGCCACAAAGGAAGUUUCCACCUCCUUGCACUUGUCCUUUCCAAGCUAAGUCAAGCUCAGUUCCCUGUGUGACCUCCCAGGAUCAGCGUGUGGCUGGCAGUGCAUCAUCUACCAGUGACAAAAGCACCCUGGGAAGAGCAGUGAAGGGCAUCUGCUGAGCUUCCUCCACCAGUGAAACACUUCAGAACAAGGUGCUGAGACUGGGGUAGGUGGCAAACUGCAGGGCUGUUGGUGAGUGCUAGAGUUAAGGGGUGAGUGAACACUGAGCACUGCCUGCGGCUGGGAGCUGCACACAGCCAGAGGAGCCCAGAAACUGUACUGGAAGAAAAAGGCCACACAGAGCUCUUCUGACAGAGAUGGUCCCAGGGAGCACUGUGGGCAGGCUCAGGUCAGUUAAAGCAGCCCUCUCUGAUGGUGUGCAGCUGAGCAGGUGGUGAAGCAAAAGUUGGCAGUUAAAGUUGAGAACAAGGUGCCUGAACUGUCCUGUCCUCGUUCUGCUCUGAUGGACGAGGAAUUCUAACGCCAACCCUGCCCUGCAGCUUCUUCCAGUGACUUCAGCCAAGUGCAAAGCUGCUCUGGUGCUCUGUGUGCUGUCCUCAGUGAGCUCGGUGCCUACAAGUCCUCUGGUCAGGGCAGGCUCGGUGGAGGUGCAGGAGUGCAGCCUGCUUCUGAAAAGGAAAGCCUGGCACCCCAGGAUGCUGCCCACUUCUGCCAGUUCACCUGCUCUACCUUGCAGCUGUGAUUGGCACCUCACUGAGUGCUGCCUUUGCACUACCUGGCCUUGCCCUCCAACCCCUGUGUGUAGCAGAUGAACCCUGAGCUAGCUCUUGGCAGAGCAAGGUGAAUGCUCUGCAAGGGCGUUAGCUGAGAACUCGCCUCCUGGGCUACGCUUCAGUGUCACUGUGCUCAAAACAAAGGGUAUUGGGUUUUGUAGAUGCCCACCCUCACCCCUAGCAUUUGAGCAUUAACUUUAGUAGAGCUCUAACUAAUACCAAAGUGCAUCUGAAAGGAAAAUUGACCUCUGCAAAGCAAAGACUUUUAUUAAAGCCGCUUAGCCAUGCUUCUCUUCACGUGCUUGCUGUCCUUUUCAAGUGUUUGAUGCCUCACUGGCUUUACCAGCACACCCCUGCUUCAGGUCAUCUGGCACUGCCUCCAGUAUCUGGGAGAGAAAGAAAUAAAAAUAGCUUAUUUUUACACAAA